UGCUGAGGGCGUAUAAAUAGUCCUCCUGCUGCCCUUUUUUCCCCUCCUCCUCUUCUUCCUCUCAUCUCUGUUCCCACGCACACACAUUUCACAAAAGAACACUCCUCUUUGCUCUCUCCCCUUUCUGCUCCUCACUCCUCACACAAUGGCUUCCUUGGCCCCCCUCAGAUCCUCCAAACCCACGGCCGCCCCCCUCAGAUCCAUCCUCCUCCGCCACUGCCGCCCCCUCGCCCCCUCGCCCUGCGUCCCCUGCUCCCUCGUCGCCCCCGCAGCCACCAUCCGCUACCGCCAACUCCAGUCCUCGGGCCAGACCCGCGCCUUCUCCCUCUUCGGCAAGGCCAAGGCCGACUCCUCCAUGAUCCCCAAAGCCGUCCAGAACGACAUCCCUGACUCGCUCCGCCACCUGCACCAUCCGGAGCCCAUGCGCGACGAAUUCAAGGGCCAGAAGAAACUGACCACCGAAGACCUCGAGGCCAUCCCCAUCGACCUUCAGUUCCAUCGCGAGCCAUCCGGCGCUUCCGACUGGGUCGCUUACCAGGUCGUCAAGAGCCUCAGGAUCCCCGUCGAUCUGUUCUUCAGAACAAAGUACAUCCAUCGCGUCGUCGCCCUCGAGACCGUCGCUGCCGUUCCCGGAAUGGUCGCAGGAAUGCUUCGCCACCUGCGCUCGCUCAGGAAAUGCUCUCACGACGGCGGCUGGAUCUCGCAUCUGCUGCACGAGGCCGAGAACGAGCGCAUGCACCUCCUCACCUGGAUGAAGGUCGCUCAGCCAACCCUCUUCGAGCGUGCCUUGGUCACCGCCGUCCAGGGCGUCUUCUUCAACGUCUUCUUUGCCCUCUACAUGGUCUCUGACCGCACCGCCCAUCGUGUCGUCGGCUACUUGGAGGAGCAGGCCGUGAUUUCCUACACACAUAUGCUUGACGAGAUCAAGACUGGCGUCCUCGAGAACGGUCCCGCUCCCAAGAUCGCGAUCGACUACUGGAACCUGGCCGACAACGCCACCAUUCGCGACGUCUGUCUCGCCAUCCGUCUGGACGAGGCCGUUCACAUGCACACGAACCACCAUCUCAGCGACCGCAUUGCCCUCAAACAAGAGGACCUCCGCGUCGACAUCCAGAAACUACAGGAAGAGCAUGGUAUGGUCCCCAACCAUAACGCAGAAGAAGUAUGGACCAAAAAGGGCAAGUACUAAGCUUGCACACCCAUCCAUGCACCCGCACCUGCACCUGCACUUCAAUCAAAAAGUAAUGAUGUACUCUACAUACGCACUUUGCAAAUCUCUUUCGGAAAGACGAUCGCAUGUAUUUCAUAUCCAAAAAUUAUUUAGUAAACCAUUCAACAAAGGAAUAAAUAACUUUAGUCGCAUUUGACCAUCGGAUCUCUAUUGCCGUUAACAUUAACGUUGCAUCAACCUGCUUUGCUGUCCAUUCAUAAAAG
This is a messenger RNA of Gamsiella multidivaricata, 1434 nucleotides long. RefSeq names its product alternative oxidase-domain-containing protein. Gene Ontology annotation, molecular function: alternative oxidase activity. Gene Ontology annotation, cellular component: mitochondrion. Lineage: Eukaryota; Fungi; Mortierellomycota; Mortierellomycetes; Mortierellales; Mortierellaceae. Gene Ontology annotation, biological process: alternative respiration. The transcript is spliced from 2 exons. The coding region runs from base 146 to 1189 and encodes 347 amino acids. The record is from RefSeq and is a predicted model, not a curated record.